AUGAGCGCGAUGGGUGUGGUGCUGGUCCUUUCCGAUGCCGUGAGGGACAUCUCCAGACACCACACGCAGUCGGUCUUUCUGGACGACCGGGUCCUGGUAGCUGACACGGUGAGGGAAGUGCUCGCCGCCAAGCAAAAAUGGGCGAGAUGGAGCAGGAAGCUGGGCCUGGAGGAGAAUGACCAGAAAGUGGUCGCCUUGGCCCAGACGCAAGCUCAGCGCCUGGCUUUCGAAAGACGGGGUCUGUCACAGAGCCAGAUCUCAGGUCAGCUCCGCAUCCUGGGCGUGGACUACCUCUCGCAGGGCUGCGAUGGCUACGGCUCCACCAGGCAACAGAAAACAGUCCAGGCCCUCGGCUGGCGUCUGGCUCGUGCCCCGUUGCCGGCGGAGGUUCGCACCAGCCUCUACCGGUCUCGCAUCAUCCCCAGUCUUUGUUGGGGUUGGUGGUUUCAGGACAUGCCCGCCGAGGUCUUCAACCAGGCCUACGCGGUCUUCCGGAAGGUUGCAACGGUGCACCACAUGGCGGCCAGAAACCUUCGGGUCAUCAUGGAUGGGCAUCAGCUGUGCCCCUACUUCGUGGCCUUUGCGCAAGCCUUCACGCAGCUGCGGUCCCUGGUCCUCAAGGGCUUGCCUUGGCCGGGUCACGGCCAGCGGCACAGCUGGGUGGAACGUGUGAGAGACACUCUGGGGGCUGGGGGUGGCGGAGCGUUGGCGCUCGGGCGGUGGACUCACCCGACUGAGGGGAACAUGGACGUGCAGCACGACAACAAGGACAAGGUGCUUCACUUGGUGAGGGAGUCGUGGAGGAGGUCACACUGGGAGGCUUUCUUGGCCAAAGACCGCAGGGACAGCAGAUUCUUGCGGGGCACUGCGUACCACCCCAGGAGGUACAAGUGGGCAGCCGAGGCUUUUCGGGAUGGCGGGCAGCAUGUCAAGGCUGUCCUCACGGGAGCGGCGCUCAGCCUCUCGGUGCAGCAGGUCAUUUUUGAGGGCGCUGUGCAACAAGGCUGCGGGCUGUGUGGAGAUGCAGAGGCAUUCCCGACUUGGGAACACCUGGCCUGGGAUUGCGCUGGUUUUGCAGCGCGGCCCGCGAGACCAGGAGAUCCGCUGUCCUGCCGCUUUGGCUGGCCGCAGCGCGCCGGACCUCCGGGUCGUGUGGUGGUGGAACAUUUGGCAGCGGUCCGGGAGCAGGUGCUGGGCUUCAGGCCGCAUGGGCGCCGUGGCGCCCGCUUGUAG
Effrenium voratum is the source of this 1233-nucleotide messenger RNA. NCBI's taxonomy places the organism in Eukaryota, Dinophyceae, Suessiales, Symbiodiniaceae. The record is from the annotation of a GenBank genome assembly.